Helianthus annuus (common sunflower) is the source of this 1437-nucleotide messenger RNA. RefSeq names its product shootin-1-like. The coding region runs from base 1 to 1437 and encodes 478 amino acids. Lineage: Eukaryota; Viridiplantae; Streptophyta; Magnoliopsida; Asterales; Asteraceae. The transcript has 3 exons. The record is from RefSeq and is a predicted model, not a curated record.
AUGUCACCAGAACCCAUUGAUACUGAUGAGCAAGAGCAAACAAUGUUGGAAAAACAUCAAGAGACAGAGAUACAACAUGCAACAGAAACAAGUGCUCACACCAAUCUUUCUGUUAAUAUUGCUAGAAACUCAACAGGGUCAGAUUCUGAUGACUCUGUUGAAGUAAGUUACAAAUUUGUUGCAAGAGAAUUUAAUGCAAUUAUUGAAGAGAAUAUUGGUUGUUCUAUACAUCUUGACUCUAAAUCAAAUGAUGAUGAGGAGAUUGAGACAGCAACAGGUAGAGAUCAGGAAACUGAUCAAGGAAAUCUAGAAGAGGAAAAUAGGCUUUUCUCAACAACUCAUAGAGGAUCAUUCACCAGACUAAUCCAAGAAGUGAGAAAAUCCAGAUCAAGUGUGUCUUCUGCUGGUGUGUUAGCCGGAACAUCUGUUGUUCCACCUUUUCCCUUGGAAACACCUAUCAUCUCAAAAGAACAACUUGACACUGUACUUGACAAUGUAAUACAAGUUGUAACAAAACAAUCAACAAAAGAGUCAAUGACAUCAGUUGAGGCAAAACUGGAUAUGGUGCUAGAGGAACUUAACAGCCAAAAAUCUGAUAUCAAGACUUUAUCAGAACCAGUGGAGGUUAUCAAGAGUCAGACUGAGAAAAACACUGAAGUUCUGAAGAGUAUGCAGCAGACCCCAACAAGUUCAUCAGAAAACAACAGAUUUCUAGCAGAAUUCAAGAAAAUCACUGAAGAACUGGAGGUUAUUAAAACUCAAGUGAAGGAAGCUGUUGAGAAAAAGAGAGCCGAAAAUUCAGGUGAAAUAAUAGAAGAAAUCAACAACAUAAUAGCAAGCAACAACAACAUAUCUGAUGCUCUUGUGAAGUUGAUAAAGGAAUGGGGAGAGCAGAAAGAACAAGUCCAGACAGAGCUUAAGAAGGUGCAUGAAGAAGAAAAGAAAAAUGCAGAUCUGAUGAAUGAUGUACAUUCUCUAAUGAAAAGGAUGCACUACAAUGUUGCCAGAUUGGCAAAAAUAAAUGUUCAAGAACUAAUGAUUGCCAUUCCAAAGGAAGCUUCAACACAAGAAGUCCCCUCAGCAAGAGUCACACCACCAGCUCAGCCAAAAUCAGCACCACAAGUCAGCAAAACAAAGCCUGCACCAAUGGGACAUUCUCCACCAGUACCAAGGUCAGAAAUUCCCAGAAGGACAAAAUCUUCACUAGUAAUCAUGCCUGAAGAAAAGAAAAGAAGAUGGGAGGAAUCUGCAACAUCUUCAAAAAAGCCCAAGCUAGCUCCUGAAAAAGAUUCAGAAGGGAAUUUCAUAGGAUUUGUGCAAAUUAUUGAUAGAGAAGACAUGAUGUUCCCAGAAAGUAAACUCAUGCAGUACUACUGGUCUGAACAAGAUAAGCCUAAAAGACCACUGAGUCCAGUCAGUAGAAGUGUAAGUGAAUAG